AUGUCACCACAACACUCCAUCGUGUCUUCCACCCAUGCGAUCCAAAAAUCCAUGAACAGACCUAUAAUAUGGCGCAAUGCGCCCGCUCCAACUCUGGUCAGAUAUACGUACCGCAAGCAACAACCCAUAGUCCAAUGUCGGAGCUUCACUUAUAGUCGCUGCGUUGGUCGUGAAUUUGACCCCAGGAUAAAAGCCGUGGGUAGGGCGAUAUCCGAUGACUACGCUCUAAUACGAGAGAAAUACGGUAGAUUCUCCAAAUCCUGGUUUCUUGCUUGGGGAAAUCUCACUGAUAAUCACGCAACAGAUACCCCAAAAUACCCCAUCGUCCUCGCUCAUGGCCUGUUUGGCUUUGCCGAACUGAGCCUUUCUCCCUACUUCCCAUCAGUAGAGUACUGGCAUGGCAUUCGCGAUGCCCUCACUGCGCAAGGCGCUACCGUUCUGACUCCUGCCGUUCCUCCGUCGUCUUCAAUUGCCGAUCGCGCCGCUGCCCUCCGUUCCGCCCUUGAAGCGCACGCUCCGGCGCCUGAGGCUGUCACCAUCGUCGCACACAGCAUGGGCGGCCUUGACGCCCGAUACAUGCUGUCGCAUCUUGAGCCUCUCCCCGUCCGCGUCGCAGCGCUCGUCACCGUUGCCACCCCGCACCGAGGCAGCGCCUUUGCGGACUAUCUUCUUGACGAGGAGGUCUCGCCGGUACACCAUUACUUGCCCCAGCUGUACAAGACGCUUGAGAGAGCGGGUCUGGGCACAGCGGCUUUUUCGCAGUUGACGAGACGGUACAUGGCGGAGGAGUUCAAUCCAAGCACGCCGGACCAACCCGACGUACGGUACUUUUCCUACGGAGCGGCAGUGGAGCGACCGGCGCUGUUGAGUCCGUUCCGGCACCCACACGCCGUCAUGACGCAAGCGGAGGGACCCAACGACGGGCUUGUGAGCGUGGAGAGUAGUUCCUGGGGUACAUAUAAAGGCACACUGCUUGGUGUGAGUCACUUGGAUCUUAUCAACUGGUCUAAUCGUGUAGGGUGGACGGUUCGGGAGUGGAUGGGGAUCAAGAAGAAUUUCAACGCGAUCGCAUUUUACCUUGACAUAGCAGACAUGUUAGCCAAGGAGGGUUUUUAA
Fusarium pseudograminearum CS3096 is the source of this 1116-nucleotide messenger RNA. RefSeq lists its product as uncharacterized. Bases 1 to 1116 code for a protein of 371 amino acids. The transcript has a single exon. Gene Ontology annotation, molecular function: triacylglycerol lipase activity. The record is from RefSeq and is a predicted model, not a curated record. NCBI's taxonomy places the organism in Eukaryota, Fungi, Ascomycota, Sordariomycetes, Hypocreales, Nectriaceae.